Molecule: messenger RNA, 5362 nt
Organism: Betta splendens (Siamese fighting fish)
Lineage: Eukaryota; Metazoa; Chordata; Actinopteri; Anabantiformes; Osphronemidae
Product: probable flavin-containing monoamine oxidase A
Exons: 12
Coding region: 1274-2695 (473 amino acids)
Molecular function (GO): oxidoreductase activity
Source: RefSeq, a predicted model, not a curated record
UGUUUCCGGUCUUCGUGUUCCUGGACAAUCGUCAUCAUCGCCGACACCUGUGUCUUCUGUAUAGUAAGGCUCAGUCGUACGUGCUGCGUUUGUCGGUUCGUCGUGACGUUACGCAUGUUUCCUGGAGUUGAAGAAACUUCGCACUGUGUUUAAAAUGAUCGUUUUAUAACCCAAAGUAUGUACGAACUAAAAUAAACUUUAAAAGUCACUGCAUUUAAACUCAAAGCUAUUCUGCAGGAUGUGCUCGUAGCCCAAAGAAAGCACAGAGGCUCCGACAUUUAAAUACAAUUUAAAUACAAUUCCUUGUAUCCAUUUUUGGAGCUUGGACGUUAGUAUCUUAGUUUGUGUCGAAGAGACACAGGCGAUGAAUGAAACCGGUCACAGACUGAGCGGAGCAGGAGCCGCUGUUCUACAGGGUUUUACAGCAGCUGAUGGUGAGUCGGAGCCAGAAUGGACCGGUGGACCCGGGUUGGCAGAAUCAGCUGCACACGGUUCCAUCAAAGAAAGAAACCUACACAUGCUGUGAAGCAGAUCUACUGUGGGUCCGGGAUCCACUGUCCUCAUCAAGUGAUCUGGUCCUGACGUUGAAGGACAUUCACAAAGCCAGCAAAGUAGAGUUUUAUUUUCCUGAAAUUACUUCUUAAUAAUAUUAGUACUGCACUUAUGGGUCUUUAAUAAAUAUAAUAUACAUUUUGUGUUUUGAACAGCUUGCUGUUACGGUGGCAUUUGCGUGGACUCAUUUAGUUAUAGUUUAAUAUUCCUUUUAGUUCUUCUGAAUGGAAUCUGCUCUUUUUACCCUAACACACUCGUGGAUGUGACUUUGGAGACGGAUUCCUGGGCAGAUCUUACGCCUUCUUGUCUUGGAGCAGUUUAGCAGAAGUUGCUAAAUAUGCAGUGAGGUUCAGUUCAGUUCAGUUCACAAUGAAUCACAUUCAAGCACAACUGCCACAGCAUGACAACAAACAAACUCCUAUGAAAUUAGUGGUUGUGCUGGUUUUACAAAUGUUUCGCUUCAUACCAGAAUAAUUCAUCUCUUAACUGUUCAGAUGAAUAUUUAUAACUUGGCUUUUUUCUGUCCUCUUGCUACAAAUGCACAAGAUUUUACCCCUCGACUGCCUUUUAUUUCUGCAACUGACUCUCUGCCAAGUAGGUCAGAGGCUCACAGUUCCAAAGUGCACUGUUAUGAAAGCAGCCCUGACAGAGACAGAAGUAAAGAGAAUACAAGUCUGACUUCUGUUCCGACACAGUUUUACAGCACACGCUGAGUUUAAACAUGACUGCAGACAUUUGGGACGUUAUUAUUGUUGGCGCUGGACUGUCUGGACUGAGUGCAGCUUAUUUGCUAAGGAAAAAGGAUGCCAAGCUGCGAGUACUGGUCCUGGAAGGAAAAGAUCGGGUGGGAGGUCGUACGCUGACCGCUGACAUCCCUUCGGCCGGUGGUGUGGACCGGUGGGACUUUGGAGGGCAGUGGGUGGGAAGCACGCAGACACAUGUUCUGCAGCUCAUAACGGAGCUGGGCUUGGAGACCUACCCGCAGUACAGCACUGGCAGGAAGGUGCACCACGUGGGCGGGCCCAGUGCCAGAGUUCGCACCUACACUACCAGUAUCCCUGCUCUAUCCCCACUGGUGCUACUGGAUCUCACCCAGCUGGUGUGGAAGAUCAACAGAUUGUGCGCCACAGUGUGUGUCCAGGACCCUUCGAAGACGCCCAACGCCGCCGGCUGGGACAGUGUGACCCUGCACUCCUUCAUUGAGCAACAUGCGUGGACUGCAGAACUCAAAGAGGAGAUAGGAGUGUCCAGCAGGGCGGUCUUUGGCAUGGAGCCAUCCCAGAUGUCCUUCCUGUUCUUCCUUGUGUACGCCACAGCAGCUGGAGGGUUGCUGAGGCUUCUGGAGAGCACUCCUGGUUCUGCUCAGGAGUCCAAGAUAAAGGGGGGCACCCAACAGCUUUCAGAGUGUCUGGCAGAGCGCGUGGGGUGGAAGAAUGUCCGGCUGGGUUCUGCUGUGACGGCCAUAUGGCAGGAUGCCGAGUGGGCCAGGGUGACCACCGCCACCGACGCCCUCCUGUGCAGAGCCGUGAUCGUCACCUGCCCCCCUCAUUUGGCAGCAAAGAUCCACUACGAGCCGGCGCUGCCCAGCCAGAGAGAGUUUCUUACCCAGAACAUGCCUGUGGGACAUAUGAUAAAAUUCAUUAUUACCUACCAGACGGCUUUCUGGAGGGAGAAGGGCUUCUCUGGAGAGGUGGUGGCCGGGUCCGGCACCAAGUGUCCGUUCUCCGUUACCUACGACGCCACCAGCCCCGGCGGGAGCGCCGCCCUGGUGGGCUUCAUCGCCGGUGAGCAGGCUUCUGAGUGGAGCUCCAAGGACGCUGGAGAGAGGAGAGACGCUGUGCUCUGCAGUCUGGUCAAAUACUUGGGUCCUGAGGCAGCGUCGUACAUCCACUAUGAGGAGAAAGACUGGGCUGAGGAGGACUACAGUGGAGGCUGCCCUGUUAAUGUCAUGGCUCCAGGUCUGCUUACAUAUUACCACCCCAGCUUGAGGAAGCCCUGUGGCAGGUUUUGGUCUGAGAUGAGUCCACUGCAGGAACAGGUUGUGCGUUAUGCCGUUCAUGAAGUCUCCUCACGCUGUACAUCAUAUGCUACAGAGACUCUGCUUCCAGGCUGUGACCCACAGAUGCUUCAGUCCACCUUUUAGCGAUGCCCCCCUUAAAAUUGCUGACUGUGGCUCUUCUUCUGGAGCUGGUGGAGGUUUGAUGUAUUUCCAGGUCGACUACAUCAGCUGACAGAUCAAUUCUUUGUUCAGUUUCUGUCAUUUCGAAGCUGAUUUAAUAAUCCUUUAUUACCAAAUGUCUGUUAUUGUUAUUACCUGCUUUAGGUGCUUCUAAUCCCGGAUCCCAUCGUCAUUUGAACACUGAACCCUGUGUGUGUGUGUGUGUGUGUGUGUGUGUGUGUGUGUGUGUGUGUGUGUGUGUGUGUGUGUGUGUGUGUGUGUGUGUGUGUGUGUGCGUGCGUGUGUGUGUGCGUGCGUGUGUGUGUGCGCGUGCGCGCGUGUGCGCGCGUGCGCGCGUGCGUGUGUGCGUGCGUGUGUGUGAAAGAGAAACUGUGUCACAGCGCUUUGAGUCCUGACAUGGUGGAAAAUAACUGUACAAGUGCCGAGCGUUUACCACUAGCUCUAAUCAGCAACAGCCUCAUUAAAAGUCUGUUGGACUAGGAUCUGAGCAGCAUUCACAUAAGGUCAGAGCUAAUUCUGUGUUCGUAUCAUUAUAAAUAAAUUAUAUUAAUAUAAUGAUGUCAAUGAAAAGCGGCUCUAUUUUGUUUCUUGGUUUUUGUCCAGCUCAUAUUUAAGACAAGCGCUGAAAAACAAUUUUUCCAGCUGCACCAGAUACAGUAACACACACGAGUCUCCUUCAGUGAAUCUAUACAGGUCCUGUGCAGCACAACAUCAGAUCCUAUAAGAGCUGGUCUGUAAAUCUAAAUAAAUGCCUUGUGGCAGCAGAGCUUGUAGAGAGGACGCCUUCCGUUCCUCAACCACUGACAUCACAGAAACUAAAUAAGAGAGAAUGAGCCAAAAGCAAAUGGUGCCAAGACACAACCGAAGUCAAAUAAUAUUACUUCAUCUCCCACUUUGGCCAGAAUUCCCAGAAUCCCAUGAGCAGAGGUGAAAGAGAGGCUGCCCUCAAAUACAACAAAUAUACAGAUAGAAAAUGAGCUGUGAACAUUGUCCACCCUGUUGUAGGUUCUAAUGCAGUGAAGGCAGUACAUCCUGGUUCUGAUGCAUCUGACCCUUUACAUGAACAGAAUGCAGUAAAAACAUGUCGAUACAUCAGUGGACCAGGGUCUGAAAAAGUACAGCUACAAGCUGCAUUCCAACCAGCACCACGGAUGCUGAGUCCUUGGGCGCGACUCUGGGAACAAACGGCCAUAAUUAGGAAAGUCAUUAGUCUUUCUUUCUAAUGCUGAAUGAUACUAAACAUGACUCACAUAACUAAUCAUUUGUGAAGAUCCUGGCUUCAGCGCAGCAUCUUGAACAUAAAAGUCACUAUAAUAAGGAACAUUAACUGAAGAAUGUCUUCAUCUUAAAUCUUAUAGAAACAUACACACUAUCAACACUGUUUGAUGAACUACUCUUCACUGCACUCUUGGUUUCGCUGCAUGUUAAGGAUGUUUUGAUCUGUGUCAAUGGGACACAGCAGAUCCCAUCUCAUCUCCAUUUUCCAUCCUUUCAAGCUGUCUUGAUCCGGUUUCCCUGGUGACCGUCUAUUCUCUCUGUUCUGCUACUGUAGUACCGAAGUGCACAGGAAAAUUAAAAUUGAUGAAAGCUGCUCUGAGAGCUGAUGCGUUCCUCGAAAUGCGAGUGAGCGGAUGUUUAUCCCAGGGGAGCUGCAGCGCAUUAGGAUUUAUUGGCUCCAAAGGUUAAAGGUGGCAGGAUCAGAGUCCUGGUUAAGUGGCAGACGAUGCCUGCUUUAUCUGGUGCCUCAGCGCCUGCAAGUCCACAUGCAGGGCGGCAGCUUUAUGGUGGGAGAGUUGGGCUUCUUGUCUGUUUGAAACUCGAGGGGUCACAGACUUAAAAAAUACAGACACAACACAGACUCGACGCAGCCCAAGUAAAUAAAAGGUUCAUUAAGGCUGAAGGAUAUUUAAUAAAUAAAAAAAAAGUUGUAACUACAACAUGGUGAAAUAUUCUUCAACUUGAAUCCAAUAAAACAGCUUUGGAGUUUUCAAAGUGGAAGGCAGGGCAGAAAACAUGUUGCUGAGAGGAUCAAUAAAGAAUGGCACAGCAUCGUCUGAGCAAGUCUGCAUCGUGAAUGCCCAGAAGAAUGGAGUCUGUCAGAAAUAAAGGUGAACCAACAAACUAUUACAAAACAGCAGACUCUCACUGAAAAUCCACAGUCUGACUUAUGCUCCCAGUUGUUUCUCAAAAUGCUUCAUUAGAUUGAAAAGACCUUUUCUUCAUCGUGCUGGAAGCGUGGAGCGUUUAAGUCAUUCUCACUGAUAUGAGGCGGUGCAGACGUUGCCGUGGUUCCGCUCUCCACGGACCUCUGACGUCAGCAGGGCGUUUCCACCAGAGAAGCCGCACAAUGAGCCUUUUAUUACUCCACGUACUGAAUAAAACGACAUUAACACAACAGGAGAACACUCUGUUCAGGAGCUCGGAGGUCAAUGCCAGCACACAAGGACGCGUCAUUCUUCCACCACAGUAAUGGCGUGAAACACUUCUUUCUGAAGCCAUUUUGUUAAUUUGCUGUUAAUUUUUUUUCAGCCCACUGGGAAAUGUGAUCAGAAUGAACACAGCAUCACAGCUUGCACACAACAGAGGUCAAAAGGAGCUCCCAGCAGCUCACAGGGAUUCUUUUAUCUUUGU